Messenger RNA from Micromonas commoda, 807 nucleotides. RefSeq lists its product with no specific name. Lineage: Eukaryota; Viridiplantae; Chlorophyta; Mamiellophyceae; Mamiellales; Mamiellaceae. The coding region runs from base 1 to 807 and encodes 268 amino acids. The transcript has a single exon. Gene Ontology annotation, cellular component: Shu complex. The record is from RefSeq and is a predicted model, not a curated record. Gene Ontology annotation, molecular function: single-stranded DNA binding. Gene Ontology annotation, biological process: double-strand break repair via homologous recombination.
AUGGAGAAACCCUUGAGGGACUGGGAGUCGGUCGACUUCUUCGAGGUGGACAACGUGGAGCGUCCCGAAGCACCUAUAGCUCCAGGCAACCACUGCCUCGUUUACGGGCCAAAGGAGAGCGGCAAAACAACGCUGCUGUUCCAGCAUGCGCUGAGCGUCGCCAACAGGGAUCCGGGCGCCAGGGUUCUGUUCGUGUGCAAGAGGGAUGCGAUAGAGACCAGGCCGCCUCUGCUUCAGAGGGCCGCCACCCUUGGGGAGGGCGCUGGCAGGAUCCAGAUGAAAUACCUAAACAACGACGCCGAGCUUCGGAGGUUGGGAAGCGUCAUGCACCUGCUGCCACCGGAGGACCUUCCCACGCUGAUCGUCGUCGAUGGCGUGACAAGUUUUUUCGCGCCGGCGCAGGGUGGGGACAACAGGGAGAGAGAGAUGCGCCUGGCGAGGACGCUAGCGUCUCUCAGGGAAUGCGCCGACGCAUGCGGAAGUAUGAGAAGCUUAGGGGUCAGGGAAGGGGAGCACUGCCUGCUGCUGGCGUCGUGCCCGGCGGAUGGGAACCACGAUGCCCCUCCGGUGCAGUGGCUCUGGUACAAGUGGUUCCCCUCCGCUUUCGGUGUGAGACAGCUGCACGAUCAGGAUGCAGGUCAUGCGCCCGGGGUUGCUGCGCAUGGAAUCGUGCUCCGACAUUUCGAGCUGAAACCCAGGCGGUGGGGCGUCGGGUGCAUCUCCAGCGACCCGAUGGACGACAGGAUGGGAAUCACGUACUCGGUCGACAGAGUUGGAGGGAGCCUGGUGCCCACCGGGAUCACGUGA